Molecule: messenger RNA, 510 nt
Organism: Drosophila busckii
Lineage: Eukaryota; Metazoa; Arthropoda; Insecta; Diptera; Drosophilidae
Product: rhodanese domain-containing protein CG4456
Exons: 3
Coding region: 101-436 (111 amino acids)
Cellular component (GO): mitochondrion
Molecular function (GO): thiosulfate-cyanide sulfurtransferase activity
Source: RefSeq, a predicted model, not a curated record
GUAUAAGUUUGCUUGCUGAUAAUUUAAAGCAUAAAACAUAACUUGCCAGUCACAAUUAGUUGCUCAUUUUAAAUAAACAUAUUUGUUAUAUUAUAAAACAAUGGCUAGCUACGAAGAAGUUAAGGAUAUGCCCAACCAGCCCGACAAAUAUCUAGUCGAUGUGCGCAACAAGUCGGAGCUGGAAGAGACUGGAGUACUGCCAGCCAGUAUUAACAUUCCUCUGGCUGAUUUGGAAGCAGCCUUCAAUUUGCCAGAUGCCGACUUUGCAAAGUCCUUUGGACGCGCUAAGCCCGCUACUGAUGCAGUGGUGGUCUUCUCUUGCAAAGCUGGCGGACGUGCGGCGCGCGCAGCUAAUCUCGCCAAGACGCUAGGCUUCGCCAAUGCCAAAGCUUAUGCCGGCUCCUGGACUGAAUGGGCACAAAAAGAGGGUUUAUAAAUUACUAUAUAGUGUAUAAAAAAUCUAAGAAAAACUUUGUGUACAAUUUGAAACCUAAUAAAAGAAUGAUGUAA